Pungitius pungitius (ninespine stickleback) is the source of this 3460-nucleotide messenger RNA. Its product is annotated as sodium-dependent lysophosphatidylcholine symporter 1-B-like. Gene Ontology annotation, biological process: carbohydrate transport. The record is from RefSeq and is a predicted model, not a curated record. Lineage: Eukaryota; Metazoa; Chordata; Actinopteri; Perciformes; Gasterosteidae. Bases 367 to 1905 code for a protein of 512 amino acids. The transcript has 15 exons. Gene Ontology annotation, cellular component: plasma membrane. Gene Ontology annotation, molecular function: lysophospholipid:sodium symporter activity.
CAGAGGGUCAGAUUCGGCUUUGAUUCGAUGUGAAGUGCCUCGCGAUGUGUUAUACAUGAAAAGGCUGUACGUGGCGCUCUGGCUUUAAUGGUGACACUAGCAGCGAGGCCAAUGACAGCAGAUAGAACCUCCAGCAGGCUUUUCGAACGCGCGACAUUUUUUAACAAACUGCGCCCCAUGGUUACGUCACGCGAGAUGACGUGGUCGUAGAGAGAUGGAAGGAGGCGCAGGAGUGGGACAGAGGAACGAGCGACUUCACCCGCACUCCGCGCCGGAGCGUUGAGCUCAGUGCCUUUGGAGCGGAACAUCACGACGGCCAAGGAGAAGCGGGGUUUUUGAUCUAUUUGCGGUAUUGUGCGCAGCGCGAUGGCACGAGGAGAGGGCGCCGAGGCGCACGCGGCCACCUUACUGCCAAUCGAACCCAUGACUGCCGAGAUCAAGACACUGAAGCCAAAGGACCCGAGGAAUCGCCUGACGGUGUGGAACAAACUGUGCUACGCCAUCGGCGGGGCCCCCUACCAGAUCACCGGCAGCGCUUUGGGCUUCUUCCUGCAGAUCUACCUGCUGGAUGUGGCUCAGCUGGAUCCCUUCCAUGCCUCAAUCAUCCUGUUUGUGGGCCGGGCCUGGGACGCUGUAACAGACCCCACUGUGGGAUUCCUGGUGAGCCGGAGUCGAUGGACGGCCAUCGGCCGAAUGAUGCCCUGGAUCCUUUGCUCUACUCCGUUUGCCGUGCUGACCUACUUCCUGAUCUGGUACGUGCCUCCUUUUGAGCAGAACAAGGUGGUCUGGUACCUGGUCUUCUACUGCCUCUUCCAAUCGAUGCAGACGUGCUUCCACGUGCCGUACUCGGCCCUCACCAUGUUCAUCAGCAACGACCAGAAAGAGAGGGACUCCGCCACCGCCUACCGUAUGAUGGUGGAGGUGCUGGGCACGGUGCUGGGCACGGCCAUCCAGGGACAGAUAGUGGGCGGAGCCUCAAACUGUCCCGCCGAGCCGGGGGACGCGGGCGGCGGGAACUGGACCAACGCGACCUCGGUCUCCCUGGAGGAGACGAAACGAGCCUACUUGAUCGCGUCGGGGGCCAUUUGCGUCCUCUACGUCCUCUGUGCGGCGGUCUUGUUUUUGGGUGUGACGGAGCAGAAAGAGAGCGGGCGGCAGAAGACGGUGCUCACCUUCGGGCAGGGCGUGUGGCUGGUGAUGAGCUACGGGCCGUACGUCAAGCUGGUCAUCGGCUUCCUCUUCACCUCGCUGGCCUUCAUGCUGCUGGAAGGAAACUUUGCCCUUUUCAUCAUCUACGCACUCGGCCAUAGGAACGACUUCCAGAACAUUCUUCUGGUCAUCAUGCUCUCCGGGGCUCUAACCAUCCCGUGGUGGCAGUGGUUCCUGACCCGCUUCGGGAAGAAGAACGCGUCUUACUUCGGCAUCACGUGGGCGGUGCCUUUCAUGGUCCUGAUCGUCUGCGUCCGGAGCAACCUGGUGGUCUCGUACCUGGUGUCGGUGGCGGCGGGUGUGAGCGUGGCGGCGGCCUUCCUGCUGCCGUGGUCGAUGCUCCCCGACGUAGUGGAUGACUUCAGGGUGAGAAACCCGGAGAUCCAAGGUCACGAAGCGCUCUUCUACUCCUUCUACGUGUUCUUCAUCAAGUUCGCCUCCGGCGUCUCCCUGGGCGUCUCCACGCUCAGCUUGAAAUUUGCCGGCUAUGUGACCGGGAGCUGCUCCCAGCCGGAGGCGGUCGGUUUGACGCUGAAGGUGCUGGUCUCUCCGGUGCCGGUCUGCCUCAUAGCCGUGGGGCUGUUGAUAUUGAAGACGUACCCCAUUGACGAAGAAAGGAGGCAGUGCAACCGAAAACUACUGCAGGAAAUGCUGGACUCUGAGUGCGAGACGUCGGCGCUCGGCAGCGAGGUGUGACACGGCGCCCGUGGACGAGCCGACCGCUUCAAAGAGGUUUGCACGGACCGCCGAGGGACCGCCGAGCAGCUGGAGUUAAACCCCACCGAGCAGCUCCACCCAUCAACUAGCUCGCACUCGCCCUCUAGUGGCGACUUAUUGUGUUUUUUUUUGGUGGCCUUUUAUCUGCAGCCCUCCUAAAACUAAAGAGCACAACACAAUUGUCACAUCUGUACAGGAUGUUAUUGUGUAGAACCUUGUUGCUUUCACAUCCAAAUGUAUACGUUUUACUUUUAGAGGUUUUCCUUCACUCUUUCGGUGAAACAGAGCACUUAUAUUUAAAAAAAGGAAGUCAUGUACUGGUCUUAUUCGCUGAAACGAGCUGUGGUUGUUUCUAUCUUGGUGUUUUUUUUUUUUUUCUUUUUUCUCCAAAAAGAGAAAUCAAAACUGUUUUUCUAGAGAUUUGUUACUGUAUUGUUUGCUGAGAUGUUAUUUACCUUGACUGUUGUUAGCAGCUCAACCAUUUCUUGGUGCAUUGCAUACUGGGUAUUUUUACACUCCAAUUCAUACUGAAACACUAGAUCAGAUUUUGGAGACAGCUUUAGAUUUUUGGCGUUUGAUCGUCAAGUUUGGUUUUGACUGACGUGUGUGUGUGUGUUUACUAUGUUUUAGGUCACUUUUGUUUAGACAAUGCUCUGAAGGAACUGUACACUAUACCCCCCCCCCACCCCCCCCCAUACCAGCACUAGUCCACUAGUUGGAGUUGUAUGACGCUGUACAUUUUGUACUUUUCAUUAGUUGUCGCUGUUUUUUUGUCUUUAUUUUUUAGAUUAUUUAAGAAAGGCCUAAAACAAGUGUUCUUAAAUCUUCUGAAGGGGAAAAAGCAGUUGGUGGUAUAAUGUACUUUUAUGUCUCAAUCACUGCCUCACGCACAUACCUUAGACAUGUUACAAACUUUUUACAAAGAUUAUUUUCCAUUUUUGAUACUGAGGAGGGUUUUGCCAUCCCACCUUUUUGUGCUUUAGCAUUGCAGCCAAUCAAUAUAUAUAUAUAUAGACCUAUAUAUAUGCUUUCACUGCAAAGUCCACUCCAGUAUUGAGUCAUGUCAUCAAGCAUUUUUCUAAUUUUCCCAAAGACUUUAUCUAAUUUCUGAUUAUCAUUUUAUACAUAAAAGCACGUGUGUCUAAUAGUGUGUUAACGGUGAAAGGUUGUUGAUGGAUGAAAGAACAUCUGAAAUGUUUUGUUUGUUUGUUUUUAAGACUAGAAAAUGACACAAAUUGCACUAAUGUGAUAAAGUGUGUAAAAUGUUAUUCUUUAAAAAUCACCUGUUCAGACCCAGUUCCUUUCUAAUGUAAAGCAAACGGAGGACUGCCACAUGAUGCCUUUAUACAACCUCCCAUCUGUAUUGGUUAAGUUAUUAAGAUUCUAGAGAGGUGCAUUUAAAACUUGACCUUUGGUAUUCAUAUGCUUCUAUAUGGAGGUAUCUUUUUCCUACUUUGAUCAGCAAAGAUAUCCAUUUAUGUGAAAAAAGCCUGUGAAUAAUGUCUGGAGAAAUAAAAAGAAAUCUGAGAAUGUC